Messenger RNA from Liolophura sinensis, 696 nucleotides. RefSeq lists its product as uncharacterized. NCBI's taxonomy places the organism in Eukaryota, Metazoa, Mollusca, Polyplacophora, Chitonida, Chitonidae. The transcript has 5 exons. Bases 227 to 574 code for a protein of 115 amino acids. The record is from RefSeq and is a predicted model, not a curated record.
UGACGUCACAGGGGAAGGUACUUAGUACAGAAAAGGCAGUUCAUUUCGUUGUAGGCCACUGGGAUCUGAUCAGGGAGAGCAAAUAGGGGUAGAGGGACAAACAUUAACUCGAGAGGAUAAGCGACAGGACUUGGAAGGUGAAAAAUACCGGCUUCAACCGCCCGAAAUUCAAAGGAAAAGAGCUUCAUAAAACAAACUUCUUUGGACUGAACACAGAAUUUUAACUAUGGCCGCAUUCGAAAUAAAAUCCACUCUGUGCGUCUUAAUACUCAUCGCUCACGGCUUUUCCCAAGGGUUUUUGAUGAGAAGAAGCACAUUGCCAGUGUACUGGGUACCAAAACCAUAUUUAAAAGCCUAUGCCAUUGACGAAAGUUCAACAGAACCGGUCGUAUGUGGGACGGCCAUGAUCGCUUUUAUGUGUGAAAACGUGGACCUACCAGACGGAAAAUACGGCAAAUACAUCAUCCCUGUCUAUUCGAGAAAAUUUAUCUGCGAUUUGAUAGUUGGAGCGAGAGACUUCUUUCCAUGCCUGGAUUCUGAAAACAGCAUCGAUCAGAAUAGGUUUCAAAACUGAUACCUAGCGUCAAUCAUCAUUCGCCUGGCCCUUAGACCAGAUUUCGAUACCAUUUUUAUGGAGAUGUUCUAUGCGGUACGUUUGUAGAUUAUGUAAGCAAUAAACUAUGUCUUAUAUAUCUA